GUUUCCGUGCAGCGGAUUGGUCGAGCAGCGGGUGUCCCGUCCUGAGCGUGGCGGGAGUCAAAUGAAGUAAACUAAAACAUGAAAUGAGCUUCUACGCUGUUUGUCCAUGAGCAGGUUCCGUUUAAUGAUGCACAGAAGUAAACGAGCCGGACAGAAGAUGGUGGAAACUGCAAAACCAAAGCGCAACAGGACAAAGAGAGCAGCGAAAGAAGAGGAAACCACGAACGCAGCCUCGCCGGCCACGUACCACACUUUCCCUGAUCCUGCCCAUGUUGUGCUGCUGCGCUCUCAGCUCCUCAGCUGGUACGACAGGGAGCAGAGAGAGCUGCCAUGGAGGACUCUGGCUGUGACAGAACCAGACCUCAACAUCAGGACAUAUGCAGUGUUGGUUUCAGAAAUCAUGCUGCAACAGACUCAAGUUGCCACGGUAAUAGACUACUACAACAGAUGGAUGAAGCGGUGGCCCACAGUGGAGGCUCUUGCAGCUGCUACACUUGAGGAGGUGAACCAGAUGUGGGCGGGGCUUGGCUAUUUCCGGGGGAAAAGACUGCAUGAGGGAGCUCAGAAGGUCGUGACAGAGCUGAAGGGACAGAUGCCUCGGACGGUCGACAGCCUGCUCAAACAGUUACCUGGUGUUGGACGCUACACUGCUGCAGCUGUAGGCUCUAUUGCACUGGGCCAGGUUACCGGAGCCGUGGAUGGCAAUGUGAUUCGGGUGCUGUGUCGCCUGCGGGCCAUCGGAGCUGACAGCACAAGCCCUGCAGUGACCGAGGCACUUUGGGGUCUAGCCAAUACACUGGUGGACCCAGAGAGACCCGGGGACUUUAACCAGGCCAUGAUGGAGCUGGGAGCGCGGGUCUGCACCCCUAAAGGACCACUGUGUAGUCAGUGUCCUGUACAGUCUCACUGCCACUCUUAUCGCAAGGUCCACGACAAACGAGAGCAAAACUCCAAGAAGCUUUUGGGGAAACUGGAGAGAAAGACUUCAGCCCUGCCUGAUAUAGAAGACUGUGCAGCCAGUGGGACGUGUCUGCUGUGUCCCUCGGAGCCCUGGGACGACGAGCUGGGCGUUCAGAAUUUCCCAAGAAAGCCGGCGAAGAAGCCGCGAGUGGAGCGAACUCUGACCUGUGUGGUGGUCAGACCUGGAGAGGAGGGAGAAGACGAGUACCUGCUCACACAGAGGCCAAACAAAGGUCAGUGCCCGCAGCGUUUUGUUUUGUUGGCGGGCUUGUGGGAGUUUCCGAGUGUCCUGCUGGAGGAGGAGAGCUCUGAGAUGAAACAGAAGAGGGCGCUGUGUGCUGAGAUCAGCGGGACACUGGGAACUCACCUGACUGAGAGCCUCUUCCAGUCUGUCGGAGAGGUGGUUCACAUCUUCUCCCACAUCCACCAGACUUACGUGGUUCACAGUAUGCGUCUGAAGGACGGUGACAUACAAGCGCAGAGUGAAAACGCACAGUGGCUCAGCAGAUCUGCUCUGCAGGAAGCUGCUGUGUCCACAGGAGUGAAAAAGAUUUUGAAGCUUUAUGAUUCUGCGGACAGUCAAAAAGAACAGAUCUCUAAGGAUGGAAAGAAGCGAAACAUCGCUGACAAGAAAGUACAGACCUCAAAAAAACCCAAACUGGGUGCAGCGAGCAGCGGAGGCAGGCAGCUCUCCCUCAGCUCCUUCUUCAAGACAGUGAAACAGGAAUCUUGAUGGAAUUAUGUGUGAGAAUCCCACAUGGUGCCUCUCCAUGUGCAUGAGCACCCUGUGUCCACAUUAAGGUAUUCUGUUGGUGCCGUGGUCUCAUCACUUGGACUUAAUACAAAAUGCCAUUUAAUUGUUUUUAAGCAACCAGUUUUUAAAUUGAUAUGAAAUGAAAAAAAAAUCAAUACAUUGCUCAUGUGAUAUUCCUGUAAGACUUGUAGUGUGCUCUGAUUUUUAAUGACCUCAUGGCAGAUAAUGUUUUUAUCGCUGUAUUACGACUUUUGGACUUUUGCUAUUUCAUCUAUGCGAUAUCAUAAAAUUAACAACAAAACAAACAACAAUAAAACAAAUUUUAACAGUGAAAACAAGAGUGUAAUUUUGGAUAACAACCCAGUUCAGACACAGACUCAAGACGAACAUGAUGGUCAUGAUGAUGGUCAGAGAUUUAUUAUCUAUAUUUUAGCUAUUUUUUGUAUUAUAAAAAUGUUAUGUUAAAAUUAAACAAGUUUUCUUGUGAUACAUUUAGUAUGUCAUUAACUUUCAGAGGUCAUUAAAACAAUAAAGAGAUCCAGUUAAGGCCUGAAGAGAAUAUAUUGUAGCUCAAAUCAGAAAAACUGACAGUGAGUCGUUUUACACAAACUUGAUGUAAUAUUUUACUGUUGCUGCACUGAUGACAUUGUAUUGUACUGGGUAUAUGUGUACACUAAGUGAAUAUAGAAAUAUUGAGCUAAACAGGAAAACAUCGAUCUGACUGUUUGGUGUUCUGUGUCACUCAUCAGCUGUAAGACCUGAGAAAGCUGCAUGGACAUUGUCCUCAGUCAAUCAUUAACACUGAUGAUUACCACCAGCCUUGAACUAACAGAGCACUUAAAAACUGCUUUAAGUAAUACUCAGGUGGAGGAAGUACUCAGAUCUUUAAUACUGCACUGCAAAAAUACUCCAUUAAUAGUAAAGGUCCUGCACUGAAGAUGUUACUUACUCUUUUUUUUUUUUUACGUUUUACUUAAUUGCAGAAAAAUAUUAUUAAAAGACUUUUUUUAAAGAAAGAAAAUUUCUGACAGGCUGUUAAAUACAAUUUCAAUUUCUGUCUACGUAAAAAUAUGCUGUAAGAUAGUUUGAUUCAAAACAAUGCAUU
Messenger RNA from Lates calcarifer (barramundi perch), 2819 nucleotides. Its product is annotated as adenine DNA glycosylase-like. Gene Ontology annotation, cellular component: nucleus. Gene Ontology annotation, molecular function: purine-specific mismatch base pair DNA N-glycosylase activity; 4 iron, 4 sulfur cluster binding; 8-oxo-7,8-dihydroguanine DNA N-glycosylase activity. The record is from RefSeq and is a predicted model, not a curated record. Gene Ontology annotation, biological process: mismatch repair; base-excision repair. Lineage: Eukaryota; Metazoa; Chordata; Actinopteri; Centropomidae.